Messenger RNA from Carcharodon carcharias (great white shark), 1552 nucleotides. Its product is annotated as zinc finger protein 664-like. Lineage: Eukaryota; Metazoa; Chordata; Chondrichthyes; Lamniformes; Lamnidae. Gene Ontology annotation, biological process: negative regulation of transcription by RNA polymerase II; regulation of cytokine production; regulation of immune system process. The transcript is spliced from 3 exons. The record is from RefSeq and is a predicted model, not a curated record. The coding region runs from base 1 to 1407 and encodes 468 amino acids.
AUGAAGGCAGACAUAGAUGACAGCAUUCCUCGUCGCCUCCAGUGUGCCAGCUCAGCCUUCCGCCGAACGAUGAACAGAGUAUUUGAGGGUCAGGAUGUCACACUCGAGACUCAGCUCAUGGUUUACUGGGCAGCAGUGAUCCACCUGCUCCUAAAAGCUUCUGAUACUUGUACAACCUACAGCAGGCACCUCAAACCACUGGAGAGCUACCAACAGCGGUGCCUUCAUAAGAUCCUCCAAAUUGCUCACAAACUGUUUUACACACUUGGAAAAUGCAUCAAGGGACCAGUCACUCUAAACCAGCUCUACUGGGCAAGACAUGUUGUUCGUAUUCCUGAUGCCAGACACCUGAAGCAACUGUUCUACUCGGAACCUGGUCACAGCAGGAGACCCCGAGGAGGACAGUGGAAACACUUUAGUGAUCUCCUCAACAUGCCCCUGAAGAGAUCAAAUAUCCCCACCAACUCAUGGGAGACUCUGGUUUGUGAUCGCUCAAAUGGAGAAGGCUCAUUUGGUAAGGGAUUCAUGAAGUCAUCCUGCCUCAUGUUACACCAACGAAUUCACACUGAAGAGAGGCCUUUCAGCUGCACAUACUUUGGGAAGAGGUUCAGGCAGUCGUCCAGCCUCUCUGCACACCAGCGACUUCACACUGGGGAGAGGCCAUUCACCUGCCCUGUGUGUGGGAAGGGAUUCACUCAUUCAUCUGGUCUUUGGUCACACCAACGAAUUCACACUGAAGAGAAACCAUUCAGCUGCACUUCCUGUAGAAAGAGGUUCAGGCAGUCAACUGACCUCAAGACACACCAGCGAAUUCACACUGGGGAGAGGCCAUUCACCUGCUCCAAGUGUGGGAAGGGAUUCACUCAGUCAUCCACCCUGCUGACACACCAGCGAAUUCACACUGGGGAGAGGCCGUUCAGCUGCACUUGCUGUGGAAAGACAUUGAGGUGUUCAGCCGACCUCAAUUCACACAAGCGAGUUCACACUGGGGAGAGGCCGUUCACUUGUGUGUGUGGGAAGGAAUUCUCUAAUUCAUCCAGCCUUCUAAAACACCAUCGAGUUCAUACUGGGGAGAAGCCAUUCAGCUGCACUUCAUGUGGGAAGAGUUUCAGGCAGUCAUCGGCCCUCACUGCUCACCAACGCACACACACUGGGGAGAGACCGUUCAUCUGCUCCGUGUGUGGGAAGACAUUCACCCAGUCCAGCAGCCUUCUGUUACACGAGCGCACUCACACCGGGGAGAAGCCAUUUACCUGCUCCGUGUGUGGGAAGGGAUUCACUCAGUCUGGCAGCCUGCAUAUACACGAACGCACUCACAAUGGGGAGAAGCCAUUCACCUGCUCUGUAUGUGGGAAGGGAUUCAUUCAGUCACGGUACCUGCUGACACAUCAGCGAGUUCAUGAGUAAUUCUUGGGGUUGGAUUCUGCUAUUUGUUCUGCUGUUAAUCACAUCCAGGACUGAUAGUCUGACAAUGUUAGGUUUGUUUCUGCUGAUGUUACCAGCCCUAUAACUGGCUGGAGUUUAAUAUUCUGGAGAUGUCACUGAUUUUUGG